AUGUUGUCCAACCCUACGCCCACCGUCCUUACCCAGCUUCCGUUAAACGAGGACGCCCGUCCACGCUACAGCAAGAUCGAGUUGCGCGACUACUUUGAGUGCAUCAAGCUCCCUCAGAAAUACCUAGACUCGAUUGUACUCAAAGACGCUACAGAGGCUAGAACCAAAGAGCAUGGGCUGCCCCUGCUGGAGGCCUUGACACGGUACCACGCAUGCAAUGUCCCUUUCGACAAUCUCGUGCUGCACUAUUCCACACACAAAAUUGUCACGCUUGACCUGGAGGAGCUCUACACGAAGAUCGUUCGCCGGCGUCUCGGUGGACGCUGUAUGGAGAACAACACCUUUUUCGGGACCGUCCUUCGCUCGCUCGGUUAUGAAGUGCGCAACUGCGGAGGCCGUGUAGCGCGUGCAAUGAGCCCUUACCCAGACGUCCGACGCAAUCAGAGCACGACUUAUGAUGGGUGGAACCACAUGCUCAAUCUUGUGCGACUGGACGAUGAGUGGUACGUUGUGGAUGUAGGGAUGGGCUCUAUGGGCCCCAACCUUCCAUAUCCGCUGCGUGACGGAUUUGAGACAACCAGCAUCGCCCCCCGCCAGAUUCGCGUGCAGUUACGGUCUAUAGCUGAGUCGUAUGCAACUAAGUCCGGCAACAGCGCAGGGCCUCCGAAAUUGUGGUGCUUUGAUGUCUGCUACAACCCAGCUGAUGAUACCAAGAAAGACUGGGUGCCGGUCUAUUGCUUCACGGAAACGGAGUUUUUGCCUCAGGACUAUGAAGUAAUGUCCUGGUUCACGUCAACAAACCCGAGAUCCUUCUUCACUAGAUAUGUUACUUGCACGAAAAUGCUCAUGGACAAGGACAGGGAGGUGAUUAUAGGGAAUAUCACCCUGUUCAAGGGCACCGUGAGAGAGACCAUUGGCGCCAAUCGCAAGGUGAUCAAGGAGUGUAAGACGGAAGAUGAGCGUUUGCAAGCCCUGGCUGAAAUCUUCAAUGUGUAUCUGACAGACGAGGAGAAGAAGGCGAUUCCAGACGAUCGGGUAUUAGCAUAA
Molecule: messenger RNA, 1047 nt
Organism: Aspergillus luchuensis
Lineage: Eukaryota; Fungi; Ascomycota; Eurotiomycetes; Eurotiales; Aspergillaceae
Product: arylamine N-acetyltransferase family protein
Exons: 1
Coding region: 1-1047 (348 amino acids)
Molecular function (GO): acetyltransferase activity
Source: RefSeq, a predicted model, not a curated record